Catharus ustulatus (Swainson's thrush) is the source of this 2418-nucleotide messenger RNA. It is a transcript of the gene DBH, whose product is annotated as dopamine beta-hydroxylase. Bases 34 to 1983 code for a protein of 649 amino acids. Gene Ontology annotation, cellular component: secretory granule membrane. The record is from RefSeq and is a predicted model, not a curated record. Gene Ontology annotation, molecular function: dopamine beta-monooxygenase activity; copper ion binding. The transcript has 12 exons. Gene Ontology annotation, biological process: octopamine biosynthetic process; norepinephrine biosynthetic process; dopamine catabolic process. NCBI's taxonomy places the organism in Eukaryota, Metazoa, Chordata, Aves, Passeriformes, Turdidae.
GUCAAUACACCAGUCCAAUUUCCCAACAACUAAAUGCAAUUAAAGAGUAUCACUUACCCAGCUUGCCCAGGAGGGCCAGCACAUAAAUGGGCACGGCCAGGCGCUGGGUGCCGUCCUGGCAGGAUGCAGAACUCCAGGAGCAAGCCCUGCUCCUGCCCCAGCCUCAAGCUCAGGGAGGUGGCAUCCAUGUACUUCACCAUGGUGGCCGCGUUCCUGGUCAUCCUGGUGGUGGCCCUGCAGGGCUCGGUGCCCCGUGGGACUGAUUUCCCCUACAAGGUGCCCCUGGAUCCCCAGGGGCUGCUGGAGCUCUCCUGGAAUGUCAGCUACCCCGAGCAAGCCGUGCACUUCCAGCUCCUCAUCAGGGAGCUGCGGUUUGGGCUCCUCUUUGGGAUGUCGGACAGGGGCGAGUUUGAGAACGCAGACCUGGUCGUGCUCUGGAGCGAUGGGCACAACUCCUACUUUGGGGAUGCCUGGAGUGAUGCCAAGGGGCAGCUCCACAUGGAUUCCCAGCAGGACUACCAGCUCCUCGGGGCUCGCCGGGCUCCUGAGGGGCUCUACCUCCUCUUCAGAAGAGCCUUCAGCACCUGUGACCCCAAGGACUACCUGAUAGAGGAUGGCACCGUGCACCUCAUCUACGGCAUCCUGGAGAAACCCGUGCGCUCCCUGCAAGCCAUCAACAUCUCUGCCCUCCACGGGGGGCUGCAGAGGGUGCAGCUGCUGAAACCCAACAUCAGCAUCCCUCAGCUGCCCAGUGACAUGAAGACCAUGGAGAUAACAGCCCCAGAUGUUGUCAUUCCCAGCCAGGAGACGACCUACUGGUGUUACAUGGCAGAACUGCCAGAGGGCUUCCCCAAACACCACAUUAUCAUGUACGAGCCAGUGGUCACGGCGGGCAACGAGGCCCUCGUCCACCACAUGGAGGUGUUCCAGUGCACGGCCGAGUUCGACACCUUCCCCCACUACAACGGGCCCUGCGACUCCAAAAUGAAGCCAGACAGGCUCAACUACUGCAGGCACGUGCUGGCAGCCUGGGCCAUGGGGGCACAGGCUUUCUAUUACCCUGAAGAAGCAGGUCUAGCCUUUGGUGGCCCAGGCUCCUCCAGAUAUUUGCGUCUGGAGAUCCAUUACCACAAUCCCCUGGUGUUCAAAGGUCGCCGGGACUCCUCGGGGAUCCGGCUCUACUACACGGCCACCCUUCGUCCCUAUGAUGCUGGAAUCAUGGAGCUGGGCUUGGUGUACAGCCCAGUGAUGGCCAUUCCCCCUGGAGAGGACAGCUUCAUCCUCACAGGAUACUGCACUGAUAAAUGCACCCAGCUGGCUCUGCCCGCUGCUGGCAUCCGCAUCUUCGCCUCCCAGCUGCACACACACCUGGCAGGGAGGAAGGUGGUGACGGUGCUGUCCCGGGACGGGAGGGAGCAGCAGGUUGUGAAUGCUGACACACACUACAGCCCUCACUUCCAGGAGAUCCGCAUGCUGAAGGAGGUGGUCGCGGUUUUUCCGGGCGAUGAACUCAUCACCACCUGCACGUACAACACUGAGGAUCGGAGCAGAGCCACCGUGGGAGGGUUUGGCAUCCUGGAGGAGAUGUGUGUGAACUACGUGCACUACUACCCCCAGACCCAGCUGGAGCUGUGCAAAAGCGCUGUGGAUCCAGGCUACCUGCACCGGUACUUCAGCCUUGUGAACAGGUUUAACGAUGAGGAGAUCUGCAUGUGCCCCCAGGUGUCUGUCCCACAGCAGUUUUACUCCAUCCCCUGGAACACCUUCAACAGGGAUGUGCUGAAAUCCCUCUACAGCUUCGCUCCGAUCUCCAUGCACUGCAACAAAUCCUCUGCUGUGCGCUUCCCGGGCGAGUGGGAGAAGCAGCCGCUCCCCAGCAUCACCGAGAGGCUGCGGGAGCGCGUCCCUCGCUGCCCGGGCAGCCCGGAGCCCCAUCCCGCUGCCCCCAUCCCCCUGGACCUGGGCCAGCUCCGGAGGGACUGACGCGGUGCUGCCACCGGCACGGGCAGCGCCUCCGGUGCAUCCAUCCCUCCUCCAGGCAGGAGCAUCCAUCCCAGGGGAGCAUCCCUGUGCCAGCCGGUGUGCCCUGGCCCUGCCUCCGGAGGGGGUUCGAGCUCAUCAGGCAGAGUUCACAAAGUCCUCCGGGGAUGGGAAGCGCUAUAUUUAGUGCGUUAUUAGCAGUGCUGGCUCUGAGUAAUGCUGCUUCCCACCCCCGCAACAAUAACGGCGAGGUUUUGCUAUUGUGCCGCCCCAGGGAGGGGGGAAGGAGCUUGUUUGCCCGCAGGGAAACUGAGGCACGGAGCACAGGGAUGUGUGGGAGCAGCACAAAAGCUUUGCUGGUGUCCCACGGUCCCGUCUAGCUCAGGGUGGCUCCACAGGUGCUGCCCCACGCUGUGGCAGGGAUGGAGGGGGGAUGGA